AUGCUCCCUCGAGCAGCACGGAAACGCGUCUCUCAUCUACAUCCACACCUCCCUCCAUCUACCUCGCUAAUCCCACUCCUCAACGGGAUAAACUUACACACCUUCAAAUGCCCUCAUAACCACCGUCGUACCUUCAGCUCGACAUCGACAUCGAAUACAUCGAGCCGAAGGAGUCUCAAGCCGUAUUACACAUCCGACAAUGACAAUCCACGAACACGAGAAACGGAAUACGAAGUAGAUGAUGAUCUCUUAUUUCCAACUGGGUAUGACGAAGCAUCAGCAGCGGUGAAGCACAACCCUCAACCAUCAAACGACGACAACGGCGACGAUAAACCAGCGCUCGUCGGCGUCCUCUCCAACCUCCUCCGCACCCUCCCACCCUCCGCAAUCGCUCGCUCUCCUCCUCCCCCUUCCUCUUACACUCCCUCUCCGUCUUCAUCCCCUUCUGCCCCUAAAAGCACCGCACUGUACAACCCAAUCUGGAACGCCCCCUUCCCACCCACACCCCCCUCCAUCCCCUCCACCCUCUCCUUCCUCACCCACCUCCGCUCCACGUCCUUCACCGCCCUGAACUCCACCUCCUCCACCGCCCCCAACUCCACCUCCUUCCCCUCCACCCUGUCCGACACCGCUUACAAAGACUGGCAAUCCUACUUCCACACCGAACGGCACAUCGACGGUUUUCAAGGCCGCACGGCCCGUUCGCGCGCGCUCGUGUUUUAUUAUAAUAUUCCGCCGGAGGCGGAGUGGAGAGAGGUUGGGAGGGCGCUGGGGAGGUGGGGGUGUGUGACGAGGGUUUGGGGGGUUGUUAAGAGGAGGCCGCAUCCGGGGCAUCGCCAGAGACAAGGACAAGGACGAGGACAAGGAUGGGAAUGGGAGGAGGAGGAGGGAAGGAAGGAGGGGGAGAAGGAGGGAGGGAAGGAGAGGGUGGGGGAGAGGGAGAAUGAUCAUGUGAAGGUGUUCGUCGAGUUUGCGAGCGCGGAGGAUACGAGGGCGGUUUUGACGCGAUGUAUGGGGCAUGGGUUUGGGUGGAGGAUGGUUAGUGGGAAGAGACAUUAUAAACAUUUGGAUGGGAAGGUGCCGGUUAUGCUGUGGGAUUAUGCGGAGGAGAAUAGCGUUAGGGAGCAAUUUGAGUUUGAGAGGGAGAUGAGGCAGGGUGAGGGAGAGGAGGGGAAGAGGAAGGAGAAGAAGAGGAGGAAAGUGCCGUUUACUUGGAUUUAUGUGCAUAGAUGGAGAGGAACGAAGGGGAGGUUGGAAGAGGUAUUUAGAGGUGCUAAAGGCUUCGAGAGGGUCGUAGUCGAGGAUCAAAUCAAAUCAAAACCCUGGCGCGCCGCCUACAUAAAAUUCGCCCGUCCGCUCCACGCUCAAAUAGCCCUCCAAACCUUCCAAGGCCAUCUCGUCGACCUUUCCUCCCCUUCACCCUCUUCAUUGACCUACGUCCAACACCAAAACGAAUCUCAAGACCCAUACACCCUGAUUCUCUCCCCUGACCUCCCGCCUUACUUCCUCGACCAACAAAGGGACGAGGAGAUGCGGGUGUGUUUGGGGAAGGGGAAGGGGAAGAGGGGUGGGAAUGGGAAGAGGGAGGAGGGGCCGAGGGCGUGGUGGGAUUUUGGGAGUGUGGAAGAUCGGCAGCACGUGGGGAAGGAGGGGAUGGAGGGAUGGAGGGAUAUAAAUGGGUAUGGGGGGAAGGAGGAGGAGGAGGAGAAAGAGGUCAGGUAUCAGUUUGUGUUGAAGCCGAUAGUCAUGGGAUAGGUCGGGAUAUGAGUUCGGGGGAAGCUGAGUGGGUAGAUGUUGAGCAGGUCGGGACCAGCCUCAACUCCCCUCCCAUCUGAAGAUCUGAAACCCUCCUCGCUUUCCGGCGUUUACACACAGAGGACAUGUCGACGAAGGAGGACGAAGGGCGUAUACGCAUACAUACCCACGUGCACGAAGAGUUCUUCCGACUUUCUUCGCUUUCGCUGCUCUUUCGACUGGAAUGGUGUCCCAUCGCACCGCGCCAUCGCCCGCUCUCGUUGUCCGCUUGCCUAUUGAAACGGAAGAAGUGAGACUCCAUCUACACGUGCCACACAUAUCCUCUUUUCCCCUCUAAGCAGCGGCAGCGAUACCUAAUCCUGCCUGACCGCUGAGCGUGUAUAAAGUGGUCAUGGGGAGAGGAUAGGGUCGGUAGAAUAUACGAUGGAUGAGGUUGGCCGCAACUAGCAUCGCUGGUACUAUGGAGGGAGGAGGAGGAGGGGGUAGUGAUUUAUAUAUCGUAGGAGAACGUAGCGUUUUACGCCUGAUAGAUUCUAUGUCAUGUAUACAUACCUGUAUACCUUGGAGAGGUAUCAAG
Stereum hirsutum FP-91666 SS1 is the source of this 2332-nucleotide messenger RNA. RefSeq lists its product as uncharacterized. Lineage: Eukaryota; Fungi; Basidiomycota; Agaricomycetes; Russulales; Stereaceae. The record is from RefSeq and is a predicted model, not a curated record. The coding region runs from base 1 to 1755 and encodes 584 amino acids. The transcript has 3 exons.